This is a messenger RNA of Leguminivora glycinivorella, 512 nucleotides long. RefSeq lists its product as uncharacterized. The record is from RefSeq and is a predicted model, not a curated record. The transcript has 2 exons. Lineage: Eukaryota; Metazoa; Arthropoda; Insecta; Lepidoptera; Tortricidae. Bases 62 to 472 code for a protein of 136 amino acids.
CUAUAAAAAUGAUUUAAUUAAAAUGAAACUUUAACAAACAUGGAAUAAAAACCACAUCACCAUGUCAUACAUCAGUAUUUUUAUGAUGAGCGUGGCCAUAACCUACAGUGUUCCCAUAGAAAAUAGCACAGUUACCCUGAAUUCUACAAGUAUUAGUUCUACCUCAAAUGUCUCUACAACUCUAGACAAACCUAUCCUUCGAAAUCUGGAAGACAAUACUCCAGGAAAGUGCUGCACUGAUCCGUCAAAAAAGUGUUGUCCGUACGAUUACGACGCUAAUAAAUGUGAAAGUAUAGAAAGUAGGAAGCUUUGUGGAUAUAAUAAGAACCAGAAGAAACCUGAUAGUGCUCCAGUUCAUGUUACCAAGAUGGGUCUGGAUUGUAAGAUAGUUGAGGAACGCGUUGAGUGUGGGUACGAGAAAGGACCUGAAGUUGCGAAUCUGGAAUCUAAAACUGGACCACAAAAAUCAUAGUAACUAAAAAAUAUACAGCGCUAUAAAUAAAGUCGCAGAA